Messenger RNA from Cololabis saira (Pacific saury), 2169 nucleotides. RefSeq names its product cerebellar degeneration-related protein 2-like (gene cdr2l). NCBI's taxonomy places the organism in Eukaryota, Metazoa, Chordata, Actinopteri, Beloniformes, Belonidae. Bases 184 to 1578 code for a protein of 464 amino acids. The record is from RefSeq and is a predicted model, not a curated record. The transcript is spliced from 5 exons.
GGAUCAGCGUCAUGCGCCGCCAGCUGCUGCUCUGAAUACUUUUAGCUCACAUCUGCCGGCCACGGCUGCAGGUGCACUGCUGGGAUUUUAUUGCAAAGUGUUUUAUCUUUAAGGGUCUGGCGGUGGGGGGGUGUUUGUUGUCACUGGUCACAGCCCGGGUGGGAUCCGCGUCCACCGGCGUGGAUGCUCCGUGCUGGUAGGAUGGAGGAGUUCGUCACGGAGGAAGAGGAGCCAUGGUACGAUCAGCGGGAUCUGGAGCAAGACCUGCAUUUGGCAGCAGAACUCGGCAAGACUCUCCUGGAACGCAACAAAGAGCUGGAGGACUCUCUCCAGCAGAUGUACAUUAACAAUGAUGAGCAAGUGCAUGAGAUAGAGUACCUCUCCAAGCAGCUGGAAAUGUUGAGGGAGGUGAACGAGCAGCACGCCAAGGUGUACGAACAGCUGGACGUGACUGCCAGAGGGCUGGAAAUCACCAACGAGAAGCUGGUGCUGGAGAGCAAGACCUCGCAGCAGAAGAUCGACAGGUUGACUGGCACCAUGGAGACCUUGCACGGUCAGGUGGAAAGUCUCACAGUUCGCCUGGAGGAGCUGCACACCCUGGAAGAGCUGUGGAUGCACAGGGAGAAGAAGGAACGUCGCAAGACGGUGCAGUCGUUCCCCUGCCUGAAGGAGCUCUGCACUGCUCCCAGGUAUGAGGACGGUUUCCUCCUGGCCAAUCCUGGAAGUGUAGAUUUGGUGGAGAAACGGCCACCGGAUGAGGAAAAUGAGCGCCUGAAAGGCAUUGUGUCGUCCCUGCACGCAGCCAUGGCCUCGGAGCGGGCCAGGCGGGAGAGCGUGGAGAGGGAGUGUGCCACCGUCCUGCAGGAGUUCGAGAGCCUAGAGCAGCGUCUCUUGGGCGCAGAGGGCUGCCAUCUGCGGGUCCAGGAGCUGGAGGCCGAACUCCAGGAGAUGCAGCAGCUCAGGAAGUCCCGGCUGUGUCUGAUCGGGGAUGUGGAGGACGGGCUGGAGACGCUGCUCAGCAACGGGCCUGAGACCGACACCCCAGAAGAGGACACGGGCCUGCAGGAGGGCGGCGAAGGCCCGGUGCGGAAGAGCUGCAGCGACACGGCGCUAAACUCCAUGUCGGCCACCUCUGGACGACGACAGGGCAGUUACAGCAACGGCUCACGCAAGCGCGGCAUGUCCAUCCUGCGGGAGGUGGACGAGCAGUACCACGCCCUGCUGGAGAAGUACGAGGAGCUGCUGGGGAAGUGCCGGCGCCACGAGGACGGCCAGUGCCACGCCGGCGUGCAGACCUCCCGGCCCGUCUCCAGAGACCCCUCCAUGAAGGAGUACAGCAUGAUCUGCAUGGAGCCGUCCACGUCUGGGGCCGGGGCCGCCGCCCGCCCUCCCACGCCCCCUCAGACCCCGUCCACCCCCGAGGCCCUGGAGGGGAUCAGCCGGCAGGUGGAGCAGGUGGACAAGCGGCUCAGCCAGAACACGCCCGAGUACAAGGCGCUGUUCAAAGAGAUCUUCUCCCGACUUCAGAAAACUAAAAGUGACGUGAACUCCAGCAAGAGCAGAAAGACCAACAAAUGAACUGGCGCGCCACGACUACUGCUACUAAAUGCACUGAAACUACUGAUUUUCCUUAAAAUUACCUUGCCUUUUGUGUAACCUUUGGCCGCUGUUGACUGAAGGCUCGAUGUUUUGUUUUUGCUCUUUGAAGAGGAGACUACUGAAUUUUGCUAAAGAGAAAUGCCUUUUGACUGUCUGCUACUGAAAAUGAUCCAAACAGAAGGUGCAUUUUUAACUUACAUUUACCGAUGCUUGAGAAAAUGUAACACGUGCCAGUUAUUUAAGCCAAAUACAUUCAAAAACACAAUCCUCCACUGGCUUUAAAGGCAUCUGCAGCAUGUAAUAACCAGAAUUUAAAGAAAAAAGCAAUUUUGAAAGCAGGUGAAUCUAUUUCUCAUGCGUUUGGAGCAGAUUUAAAUUCACUGGACACAUCCAGGUGGGCAUUUACCAAAAAGAGCAGUACGAGAUCAAUUUGAUGUAUUGUUUACAUUGGUAACUGAAAUAGAUGUCAGUGCCUCUACGGUGAAAGCAUGUGUUGCAAGCUGAAGGUGCUCGGUGUCACGGUGUGGGUCUUGUUAUGGGUCACUUAAAUGUUUAUUACAAUAAAUGCAU